Molecule: messenger RNA, 979 nt
Organism: Sus scrofa (pig)
Lineage: Eukaryota; Metazoa; Chordata; Mammalia; Artiodactyla; Suidae
Gene: FIS1
Product: fission, mitochondrial 1
Biological process (GO): autophagy of mitochondrion; peroxisome fission; mitochondrial fission
Cellular component (GO): mitochondrial outer membrane; peroxisomal membrane
Molecular function (GO): protein binding
Source: RefSeq, a predicted model, not a curated record
AAUUACCAAGACGUAGUCUCAGACUUUAUUGAGGCAACCUCAGUAUUCUGAGGCGCACGCAGAGUACCCUCGAAGACAGUCUUGAGGACGCAGCCGGCUCCCGCGAGACCUGUUGGAGCAUGCGCAUCAGUAACCCCACCCACCAGCCGGCUGAAAGGCGGGCUCGGAGUCGGCCACGUAAAGCGAUUGGUUCUGCUCAGGGGGGGGGGGUCUGACUUCCGCCGGACGCCGGAAAUGGCUCUCCGCCCCUGUCAGUGGGCCAUGGAGACUGUGGCACAGUAGCGUCUGAGUAGUGAGGAUUGCGAGGCCGACGGCCAUGGAGGCCGUGCUGAACGAGUUGGUGUCUGUGGAGGAUCUGCUGAAAUUUGAAAGGAAAUUUCAGUCUGAGAAGGCAGCAGGCUCGGUGUCCAAGAGCACGCAGUUUGAAUAUGCCUGGUGUCUGGUGCGAAGCAAGUACAACGAUGACAUCCGUAAAGGCCUUGCUCUGCUGGAGGAGCUGCUACCCAAAGGGAGCAAAGAGGAGCAGCGGGAUUAUGUCUUCUACCUGGCCGUGGGGAACUACCGGCUCAAGGAAUAUGAAAAGGCCCUAAAGUAUGUGCGCGGGCUGCUGCAGACAGAGCCACAGAACAACCAGGCCAAGGAACUGGAAGGGCUCAUUGACAAGGCCAUGAAGAAAGAUGGACUAGUGGGCAUGGCCAUUGUUGGAGGCAUGGCCCUGGGCGUGGCCGGACUGGCUGGACUCAUUGGACUUGCUGUAUCCAAGUCCAAAUCCUGAACGAGACUGCAUCUCCGCCUCUGCCCGGGGAUACAUGGGAGCCCGUGGAGGACACUGGAGAGACCCCUCCUGACCCCCGUCCCUCUUCCCCUGCACCCCGGCACUGUCCUCUGUGGCCUUCAGUCCCUCCCCCCGAGACCUGUCCUCUAGCCCCAAAUCAUGUGCUGUGGGACAAGUGUAAAUAAACUGGGCUUUGGCUUGGGA